AUGAGGCCUUCAUUCUUCCUCCGACGCCCAACCUUUACCCCCUCCAGAUCCUCCGCUUCCCCGCGCUUACGGACAAAACGAUAUGAGUCUACUUCACCACCACCAUCUAAACCCGACCAUGGACCUACUCCUAAGAGCGAGCCGCCGGCGUCCUCGCCUACCCCUGCGCAAUCACAUAACAGCAUCCCUCCUACGCCGCCGCCAGGAGCAUCUCCGACAGUCCCCGCUCGGUCCGAAUCACGAUCGCUGGGACACAUAAUUAGGGCGAGCCCCUUGGGGCGGAUGGGACGGUCAUAUUCUCGGUUCCAGGAGAAACGGCCGUAUACGACGCAGAUAUGCAGUUCGAUAGUCAUCUAUCUUUGUGGUGAUCUGAGCGCGCAGUUUUUCUUUCCGCCGGAGGCUCCGGCGCAAAAAGUUGCGGAGCCGGGUAGAGAGGACAGCGGAGAGGUUGCUGAGGAGAAAGGAGGGUAUGACCCUUGGAGGACGAUGCGCCAUUUGACCGUGGGCAUUGGGUCGAGCAUACCCUCGUAUAACUGGUUCAUGUUUCUCCACAAUAACUUCAACUUCACCUCCAAAUUCCUCUCCAUUGUCACCAAAGUCGUCGUCCAGCAAGCCGUCUUCACACCCGUCUUCAACACCUACUUCUUCAGCGUCCACUCACUACUAUCCGGCGCAUCAUUAGAGGAGACAUGGGAGCGGCUGAAGGUCGCCCUGCCGCGGAGUAUCGUGAAUAGCGCCAAGUUCUGGCCGAUGGUCACUGCAUUUAGCUUCAUGUAUGUGCCGCCGCAGUUCCGCAAUGUGUUUUCGGGUUGCAUCGCGGUGGGCUGGCAGACUUACCUGAGCUGGUUGAAUCAGAAGGCUGCCAGGGAAGUUGAGACUGCGCUGACGGAGCCGGCUUCGUCGGAGGCGCAGGUCGGAGAGGCGGCCAAGGCUGUUAUCAAGGCUUAA
This is a messenger RNA of Aspergillus mulundensis, 948 nucleotides long. RefSeq names its product Mpv17/PMP22 family protein. Gene Ontology annotation, cellular component: cytoplasm; mitochondrion; membrane. The coding region runs from base 1 to 948 and encodes 315 amino acids. Lineage: Eukaryota; Fungi; Ascomycota; Eurotiomycetes; Eurotiales; Aspergillaceae. The transcript is spliced from 2 exons. The record is from RefSeq and is a predicted model, not a curated record.